AUGAAAGCGACCAAGGCUGUCUAUAAAAUCAAGGGUAAAAGCUACUCCGAUGCUGAAAACUAUACCGAGGUUGACCAAUUCAGUGGUAGACAAGACAAGCGCACGAUUCGCCAAAAUGGAGAUUACAUGGUCGAUCAGGUAUGGACGACAGGCGUGGGGUCCGGGCUUAAGAGGAAGCUUCGUGGAUUAAUAGGUGCCGGUGUCUCUCCGCUUGAAGGAUUUGUCCGUCGCGGGAGAACAUACAACCUCAAUGAGAUCCAAGGUUUAUCCACCCCAUCAGCAUCUAUCGUCAGCUGGGUAGUAAGUAUAUCAGAAUUUUUGAUCUUGAUGUCAAAACCGUUGUGA
Molecule: messenger RNA, 345 nt
Organism: Plasmopara halstedii
Lineage: Eukaryota; Oomycota; Peronosporomycetes; Peronosporales; Peronosporaceae
Exons: 1
Coding region: 1-345 (114 amino acids)
Source: RefSeq, a predicted model, not a curated record